CUCAACGACGCAAGCAUGGAUGCAAGAAACGCCGAUCUCUUCGUAUUUCAGGAGAACGAGAAUAAAAGGACAUUCGUGAGUAGAAUGAGGAGAGCGAAGCCUAGUUUCGGAAUUCAGGGUCAGGAACGGCGCGGAGGAGCAGGUAGGCUGGCAUCGCGCGUCCGCUCUCUCGCGAGGCCGCCGCGUUGGGCACCGCCUCAGUGUGCCCGCAACCUCCGCGCAGGGAACUCCUCCACGCCGCCUCCAGCGCCUCCACCACCGCCGCAGCCGCAGCCGCAGAGAUGCCCAAGCCCAAGGAGGAAAUUGACGACGGCCUCCGACAGCCUCCUGAGAAGAUCACGCACAGCUUCAACGAGGAGUUCUUCGCUAUGGCGGCGCUGUGCCUCGCCUCCGCCUUCGCCUUCUUCUGCUGCCCGAUCUUCAUGGAGCGACCGCAGCAGUAAAGCGUCGCUCGCGUUCCCGUACCUGUGAUACAGCAUGUGCCCGCUCGACCAGCUGCCUUUGGAGGAGGGCAAGGAAGUCUCACCGCGCGCCGUGGCCUGAAGGAGGCAACAACACAGCUGCAAUUGCAAUGUAACAUCAUCUCAUCACAAGGUGGGGGGGGGGAUCGCCAGAGGUUUCCCGGAAGUCAUAUAACAAGGGGCCAAAAAAAAUGAAGGAAAAAUUUGGUGAAGCAGUCAUGUUGUUAAGGAAACUCUGGUACUCUACAAGGAAAGGCAUUGUAUAUACCAAUCAGGAGACGGCGAUUAACCCACUGCAAGAAAACUGACAUCACCAAAAACAUUCAAAGAUUAACAGGGAGUUAGGAAAUCAAACCAACUUUAUAUAUAAAAGAAAUGUAUCUUAACAUGCACACAUCCCUCAUAAAGUGUCUAUUCUGUGGAUCAACGAUUGUUCAGAGUAGAAAGGAGGUUUUACAGAAAACUUUAUUUCCACAUCGAAUCCAGGUGUUUCAAAGGUUAGCCAGUGUUUGUCUAUAAGCUUUAAUGUAACCCUAUAACAUGGUGUGAAUGAUAGUGUCAUUGUUACCAUGAUUAUUUUUCUUCUUUCUUUCCCUCAUAGUAUCAUGUUAGAUUUUUUUUUUUGUUAAGUGUGUGAAGGUAUGUCUGUUCAUCCUAUAUCACUUUAUUUGUUGUUUUUAAUAAAUGUUAAGAGUAUUGAA
Penaeus vannamei (Pacific white shrimp) is the source of this 1162-nucleotide messenger RNA. RefSeq names its product forkhead box protein L2. The record is from RefSeq and is a predicted model, not a curated record. Lineage: Eukaryota; Metazoa; Arthropoda; Malacostraca; Decapoda; Penaeidae.